Molecule: messenger RNA, 519 nt
Organism: Falco peregrinus (peregrine falcon)
Lineage: Eukaryota; Metazoa; Chordata; Aves; Falconiformes; Falconidae
Product: histone H2A type 2-C
Exons: 1
Coding region: 65-454 (129 amino acids)
Cellular component (GO): nucleosome
Molecular function (GO): DNA binding; structural constituent of chromatin; protein heterodimerization activity
Source: RefSeq, a predicted model, not a curated record
CAACUCACCUGUUGUUUGUCUUGUAGUGGCUGGGCCUUAGUGCUGAGGGGGUAAUCGACCGAAGAUGUCCGGCCGCGGGAAGCAGGGCGGGAAGGCGCGGGCCAAGGCCAAGUCGCGCUCGUCGCGGGCCGGGCUGCAGUUCCCCGUGGGCCGCGUGCACCGGCUGCUGCGCAAGGGCAACUACGCGGAGCGGGUGGGCGCCGGCGCCCCGGUGUACCUGGCGGCCGUGCUGGAGUACCUGACGGCCGAGAUCCUGGAGCUGGCGGGCAACGCGGCCCGCGACAACAAGAAGACGCGCAUCAUUCCCCGCCACCUGCAGCUCGCCAUCCGCAACGACGAGGAGCUCAACAAGCUGCUGGGCAAGGUGACCAUCGCGCAGGGCGGCGUGCUGCCCAACAUCCAGGCUGUGCUGCUGCCCAAGAAGACAGAGAGCCACAAAGCCAAGAGCAAGUAAACCGCGGCCGCAGAAACGUCCCGAGCAGAGAAGCGAAACCCAAAGGCUCUUUUCAGAGCCACCCA